Messenger RNA from Talpa occidentalis (Iberian mole), 1900 nucleotides. RefSeq names its product zinc finger protein ZPR1. The transcript has 14 exons. The record is from RefSeq and is a predicted model, not a curated record. Gene Ontology annotation, cellular component: nucleus; cytoplasm. NCBI's taxonomy places the organism in Eukaryota, Metazoa, Chordata, Mammalia, Eulipotyphla, Talpidae. Gene Ontology annotation, molecular function: zinc ion binding. The coding region runs from base 21 to 1406 and encodes 461 amino acids.
CGCGAUCUGAGCGGCGCGUGAUGGCCCUGUCGGCCGGCGGGACGGUGGAGCCGGGGCCCCCAGGGGCAGCCGCUGCCGGGGCUCGUGCCCCGGCCCGGGCUCCCGCCCCGGGACCCUUGUUCCGGCUCAUAAGCGCCGAGGACGAGGAGCAGCAGCCCACCGAGAUCGAGUCUCUGUGCAUGAACUGCUACCGCAACGGCAUGACGCGCCUCCUGCUCACCAAGAUCCCAUUCUUCAGAGAAAUAAUCGUGAGCUCCUUUUCCUGCGAGCACUGUGGCUGGAGCAACACUGAGAUCCAGUCGGCAGGAAGGAUCCAGGACCAGGGAGUGCGCUACUCUUUGACCGUCAAGACCCAGGAGGACAUGAACAGAGAAGUAGUGAAGACUGACUCUGCUACCACAAGGAUUCCAGAGCUGGAUUUUGAAAUUCCUGCGUUCAGCCAGAAGGGAGCUCUGACCACUAUUGAAGGAUUGAUCAGCCGUGCUAUCUCUGGCCUGGAGCAGGAUCAACCUACUCGAAGGGCAAAAGAAGAAGUCGUAGCUGAAAGGAUUGAUGCGUUCAUCGUCAAAUUGAAAGAGCUAAAGCACGUGACCUCUCCUUUCACUUUGAUCAUCGAUGAUCCCUCAGGGAACAGCUUUGUGGAAAACCCACAUGCUCCCCGGAAAGACGAUGCCCUGGUAAUCACACACUAUAACAGGACCCUACAGCAAGAACAGAUGCUGGGGCUCCAGGCAGAGGUGCCUGAAGAGAAGCCGGAAGAGGAAGAUCUCAGAAAUGAAGUGCUGCAGUUCAACACAAACUGCCCAGAAUGCAAUGCCCCGGCUCAGACCAACAUGAAGCUAGUUCAAAUCCCCCACUUUAAGGAGGUUAUCAUCAUGGCUACUAACUGUGAGAAGUGCGGCCAUCGAACCAAUGAGGUGAAAUCAGGAGGAGCAAUAGAGCCCCUGGGCAUCAGGAUCACCUUCCAUAUCACAGAUGCCUCAGAUAUGACCAGAGACCUCCUCAAGUCUGAGACAUGUAGUGUGGAAAUCCCAGAGCUGGAAUUUGAACUGGGAAUGGCUGUCCUGGGGGGCAAGUUCACCACACUGGAGGGGCUGUUGAAAGACAUCCGGGAACUGGUGACCAAGAACCCUUUCACCCUGGGAGACAGUUCCAGUCCGGGGCAGACGGAGAAACUGCAGGAGUUUAGCCAGAAGCUGGACCAGAUCCUUGCAGGGAACAUGAAGGCCCAUUUUAUUAUGGAUGAUCCAGCAGGAAAUAGCUACUUACAGAACAUCUAUGCACCUGAAGAUGAUCCCGAGAUGAAGAUGGAGCAUUAUGAGCGCACGUUUGACCAGAAUGAGGACCUCGGGCUCAAUGACAUGAAGACGGAGGGCUAUGAGACAGGCCUAGCCCCACAGCGGUAGCGGCGCGAGGUUUCCGGGCCAGCCUCCAGCACCGCUCAGACGCCAGGAUUAUCUGUUACUACUGAAAAAGGCUGGGCAAGUCCUCCCUACUAGGUAUUGCCCGUGUGGGGAAGUUGCCUGGUCUGAGUCUGAGAUUUGGGGACAUGAUGCAAGUGCAGUGCUGUCAUGUUACUUGACCUUAUUUUGGAGGUUUGGAUCAGCCUGGGGAGAAACCCAGAAAUGAACCAUGGGGCAUGUCAUUAUCACUUUUUGGCUAUCAAGUCUUUCCCUUUCCUCCCGAUAACACACUCUUCUCAAGGGUUGGAACUCUGUGACGUUCAAGGUAUACCUGGAGUUUGGGAGCUGAUUUUGGGUAUACAACAUCUGUCAACAGCAAAACUCUUCUGAGCAGAGGGGGUUCAGUAUAGGUGAAGAUGUUCUCAUUAAAAUGACUCCUCCCAGCGCUUGCCUCUGGAUUCACUCUGUCCUUGUUAUCACAUGCUGCUAAUACAGUC